CUAAACGUGCCUUUUAUAGGACGGCCAGCGGCGGGGCGGGCACGCAGUAUACUUUGGCAACCCAGGUCCAGACGUCUCUGUGCACGCUAAUGACUUGAAUUUUAGCACUUAGGCUUAUUCUUGAUACCUAGCAGCCAUGGCGGCAGAAAGAAAGCUCAAAGCUGAGAUAGACCGCACCCUGAAGAAGGUGCAGGAGGGCCAGGAGGUAUUCGACGAGAUAUGGAACCAGUACCUGGCGCAUAAGCAGGCGCAUGACCAGGAGAACCAGAACCAGCGUGACAAGCUGGAGGGCGAGCUGAAGAAGGAGAUUAAGAAGCUACAGCGCUUGCGAGAGCAAAUUAAGGGAUGGAUUGCUGGUGCGGAUAUCAAGGACAAGCAGCCACUGAUCGACGCGCGCAAGUCGAUAGAGCGGGACAUGGAGCGCUUCAAAGCGUGCGAAAAGGAGUCCAAAGCCAAAGGCAACGCAGCUGGAGGUGCUGACCGGGACCCGAAGCAGCGGGCCAAGGACGAGGCGCGGGACUGGAUCAACACAGUUGUGGACCAACUCACGGAGAAGGUGGAGACCAUGGAGGCGGAGAUGGAGGAGCUCCAGGCGAACGUGAAGAAGCGGCAGAAGCCGCCGGCCCGGCUGACGGCGCUGGAGGAGACGGUGGGGCGGCACAAGGAGCAUGUGGACCGGCUGGAGAAGGUGCUGCGCUGCAUCGACAACGAGACCAUCCAGCCCGACGAGCUGUCCGACCUGAAGGAGGACAUGGACAUGUACCUGGGCUCUGAGGACGGCGACGACAGCGGCAUGGACAUGACCCAUGUGGACGACAUGUACGUCAUGUUCCAGGACCGGCUAGACGCGGUGGACAACGCCGCACCCGCCGCGCCGCUUCACAGCGUCAAGCACGGCAAGGGCGCACGCGAAAAGGAGCUGGAGGAGGCGAGGGAAAAGGAGCGAGAGCGGGAGCGCGCGGCAGCGGCAGCGGCCAAGGCGCAACUCAUUGCGCAGGGCAACACCAACCUGAAGCUGCACGAUGAUGACGAGGUGCGCAAGCCCGGCCCCACGCCCCCCGCGACCGGCAAGGGCGGCGCCGCGACGGCAGCAGCGGCGGGGCUACCCAUGGCGGUGCCGCCGUUGGCGGCGCCGGCACCCGCGGUGGCGGCGGGCAGCGCGCGGCAAACGGCGCCGCCCACGCCGGCCAAGGAGCCAGACUCGGGGACGGUGACGCCUCGCACGACGGCCGUGGUGCCGGUGGCGGCUUCGCCCGGGCCCGGGCUGGUCACGGCCACAUCCGAAACCCUCUCUCCGCUCCCACCCCGCGGCGCGCCGCCGGGCGUGCCCGCUCCUCCUGGCCCCAGCCAGCCGCCCGCACCGGGCACGCAGUUAGGGCCGGGCGGGCGGGCGGCCUCGGGUCCUCUGCCGGCGGUUGCGGCCAACGGCACCGCUGCCGGGGACGCGGCAGCACCGGGCGGUGUGCCGCGGUGGCUCGCGGCGGCGGCGUCGACGCCGGGGCAUACGGGGGCUGCGUCUUCGGCGGGGCCCGCGACGGGGCACCAGUCGACGGGGCCGUCGGCAGGGCAGUCACAGGACGCGUCGGUGGACUCGAGGACGGAUGGGCCCAUUGCGGGGCCAGGGGGGCUGCAGGACUCGGCGCCUUCAGGGCCAGGCGUCGCAAGCGGGCCAUUCGUCACGCCCUCCUCAGGGCCGACGGCGGGGUCAGCGGCGGACGCGCUGGCAUCGCGCGUGGCGGGCAUGGGGCUGGGCACGGCCGCGGUGGGGCUCGGGGGGCCGGGCGCGCCGCAGCAUGGCGGCGCUGGGCACGGCGUGGGCGCGGGCGUGGGCCCGGCCGGGACGGGCGUGGGCAUGGGUGCGAACGUCAUGGCUGGCAGCGUCAUGCUGCCCGGCGACCUGCCGCCAGUGGUGCCGGCCUACAGCGUGGCGGCGGCCAAGCAAGUGCUGGAGGCGUGCUAUGCUCGCGGCGUGAUGCCCCAGCUGUCCGACACGGAGUGGAAGCACACGCGGCCGCGGCACCCGGUGGCGGUGCCCGCCUCCUAUCCGAAGACCACGCCAGAGGUGAUUGACAACCCGGCGCUGUUCCGCAAGAUGGACCCGGAGUGCCUCUUCUUCGCCUUCUACUUCCAGCCCAACACCUACCAGCAGUUCCUGGCGGCGCAUGAGCUGAAGCGCCAGUCGUGGCGCUUCCACCGCCACCACAACGCCUGGUUCCAGCGCUUCACGGAGCCGUCCGUGACCAGUGACGAGUACGAGCAGGGCGCCUACGUCUACUUUGACUACAACAUCGUGCACGACGACAUGCAGACCGGCUGGUGCUACCGGCGCAAGGAGAACUUCACGUUCCGCUACGACGCGCUGGAGGACGAGCUGCGCGUGGCCAACCUCACGCCGCAGCAGACCGUGGCCAUGGCCAUGGCGCAGGCCGCGGGGCUGCAGGGGUGAGGGUUGAGGGGUGCGGGGGAGGUCUAGCACUGCGCUAAGCAGGAGGGGCUAUCACUGCGCUGAGCAGGAGGCGGCAAGGGGAGCAGCUGGAGUUGGCAAAGGGAGCAGGAGCUGGAGGGGGAAGGGGGGUUGCAUAGAAUGGGGGUGGGUUGAAGGUGGCCGCUGCAGGGAAGCGGAUUAUCCAGGGAGCCACGGCUCGUAAGGAGGGGCGGCAGUAAGAGGGCCUGGGUUGUGGGUGGGGGCAGGGCUUACUAUGAGUACUAGGAACGGGGCGCCCGCUGCGGGGUUGCUGGUAAGCCGUGUCCCGGGAUGGCUGCGUGUGUGGCGGCGCACUUGGACGUAUCAGAGCCAGCGGCAAGGAAACGGCGCGUUGAUGAUGAUGAUGGCCCGCGACUGCGUUGUACGGUAAUGGACGCUGGAGGCAGCUGCUGGCGGGGCGGUGGCAGGCGCGGUGGCCGCGCGUGCUCGUUGGUGCUCUGGCCUACCGAGCCAGGAUGCUCAGCGCUAUGACGGGUAGCGCUGUAAUGCCUGACCAAUGUGGACGUUUCCGUAUUCGUAAAGCGCC
This is a messenger RNA of Chlamydomonas reinhardtii, 3011 nucleotides long. RefSeq lists its product as uncharacterized. Gene Ontology annotation, cellular component: CCR4-NOT core complex; nucleus; P-body. Bases 137 to 2446 code for a protein of 769 amino acids. Gene Ontology annotation, biological process: nuclear-transcribed mRNA poly(A) tail shortening; regulation of DNA-templated transcription. The record is from RefSeq and is a predicted model, not a curated record. NCBI's taxonomy places the organism in Eukaryota, Viridiplantae, Chlorophyta, Chlorophyceae, Chlamydomonadales, Chlamydomonadaceae. The transcript is spliced from 16 exons.